AUGCAUAUGGGUGAACUGAAAUUCAAACAAAGACCAAGAGAGGAGCAGGCUGAGUUGGAAGAUGGAAAAGAGGGUGAACUGGCUUGCAAGAUGUUCAACGUGGAUUAUGAGAAGUUUGUCGGUUCGUUAUUGAAACCGCGAGUUAAAGUUGGAACAGAAUGGGUAAAUAAAGGACAAAAUUUGGAGCAGGUUAAUUGGGCAGUUGGUGCUUUGGCCAAAGCUUUGUACGCUAGAAUGUUCUCGUGGCUCAUCAAGAGGUGCAACAAAACCCUAGACGCACAAGAUUUAUCCCGAGACUUUUUCAUUGGAGUGUUGGAUAUUGCUGGAUUUGAGAUCUUCGAUCACAACUCGUUCGAACAACUUUGGAUCAACUUCGUCAACGAGAAACUUCAGCAAUUUUUCAAUCAUCACAUGUUCGUACUCGAACAGGAAGAGUACUCUCGUGAAGGAAUCCAAUGGGAAUUUAUCGAUUUCGGGCUUGAUCUACAAGCAUGUAUCGAACUGAUCGAGAAACCUUUGGGUGUGAUCUCCAUGCUGGAUGAGGAAUGCAUUGUCCCGAAGGCUACGGAUAUGACAUUUGCAUCGAAGCUGAACGAUCAGCAUCUUGGAAAACAUCCAAACUUCCAAAAACCGCGCCCACCUAAGGGAAAACAAUCUGAGGCUCAUUUGGCCAUUGUCCACUACGCUGGCACUGUGCGCUACAACGUUAAGGGAUGGUUGGAAAAGAAUAAGGAUCCUCUCAAUGACACAGCAGUUAGUGUUUUGAAAGCGAAUAAGGACAACCAACUGAUGAUGGAACUUUGGGCUGAUUACAACACCCAAGAAGAAAUUGCUAGUGCUGCCAAAGAGGGCAAGAAGGCUCCUGGCAAAAAGAAGGGAAAAUCUGCAUCAUUUAUGACAGUAUCAAUGAUGUAUCGUGAAUCCCUGAAUAAUCUGAUGCAUAUGUUGCAUCAAACACAUCCACACUUCAUUAGAUGUAUCAUCCCAAAUGAGCAGAAGAAGAGU
This is a messenger RNA of Strongylus vulgaris, 1005 nucleotides long. NCBI's taxonomy places the organism in Eukaryota, Metazoa, Nematoda, Chromadorea, Rhabditida, Strongylidae. The record is from the annotation of a GenBank genome assembly.